UAAACGGAUUGGGGAAAAGGCUUCAGAGUCAGCAGCUGGUGGAUUAGUAGGACUGCUACCAUCAGCGGAAAGAGCUGGGGUUUAGUAGUGUCUGUUGCUACCUUUCGUACUGAAGUUGAAGUGAAGGUGGGAAAAAUACAAAUUCAUUGCAAAAUGCCGUCCUUGCGUGAGCGCUUUGAGAGUUUCCUGAACGAGAAGAACUUCAUCACCAAUAUUCUAGGGAAGAUUGAGGAGAAGACUGGCGUGCGGAAAUAUCAUCUGGCUACAGGUUCAGUAUCCUUCCUUGGUCUGUAUCUUGUGUUUGGAUAUGGAGCAUCCCUAUUGUGCAAUUUGAUUGGUUUUGUAUACCCAGCUUACUUUUCAAUCAAAGCUAUUGAAAGUACAAAUAAAGAUGAUGACACAAAAUGGCUGACGUACUGGGUAGUAUACGGAAUAUUUAGUGUUGCUGAAUUUUUCUCAGACAUUUUCCUUUAUUGGUUCCCUCUUUAUUACGCUGGAAAGUGUUUGUUCUUGCUCUGGUGCAUGGCACCAGUCGCGUGGAAUGGUUCUCAGAUGAUCUACAAUCGAGUUGUCCGCCCUCUGUUCCUCAAACAUCAUGCCACUGUGGAUAAUGUUGUUAAUAAACUCGGUGGAAAAGCUCUGGAUGCAGCAGAAUGUUUGACAAGGGAAGCGAUGAAACUGCAUUCUGAAAAAGACAAGAAUAACUGAGGAUUACAGAAUGAACAGACCACCUGCGAGGUCAAGCUAUUCGCACAUUAGAAGAACAGAAAUGCUGAGAUUUUGACAAAAAAACAGCAAUUCACUAAAAUCACAAAGGGUUAAUCAGCAUCUGAAAGAGAAAGAUUGAAGUUAAUUUUCCAGGUGGUAUCUUCCAUUGGAAUCUGGAACGAGCUGUCUUUUUCUUUGUUUUCAAAUGUUGAUCCUCUCCCUGUGUAUGUCUCGUCUCGUACUUUGUUUCUACUUCUGAUCCAAUCAGUCUCCAGUCCGAGUAACAUAAGUGGCAUGCAGCAAAACCUUAUUCUACAAAAUCCCUGAACUGUCUGAAAAUUCCUUUUGAAACAACUGAAGUUGGGCUGGUAUUUCCCAUGCAAAUUGUGCAUGGUUCUGUACUUCCGUUACAAUCUUUAGGCUUGGGGGGGUUGUGCCCCACCCCCACCCCAACACUACCAUCCCUUGAUCGCAAAACCUCACCAGAAAUUGGUUCAAAACAAAGAACAUUCCUUUCAAAAUAUCAUUGGUUUAACUGCAAUUUGGACGUACGCACUGCUCUGUUGAUUGUAGAGUUGUAACCUGCACCAAACUGGAGGCAUAUGAUGGAGAUGAUAUAGAUUUGCCUUUUGGUUUUGAAAAGAUCAUGGAAGGGGGUGGGGGUGGUGGUGGUGGUGGUGGAGCUGGGUCAAAAUGGUUUGAUAUCAAUUCAUCUCCGGCUGACUUCAUGACUGGAUUUGUUUGCAGUCAUUUAGUCAGUCAGUUAAUUCAGUUAGCUAGAUAUCUAGAGUGAUACAAAAUAAUGCCAGUGAUGCAGGUUCACUGACUAUGGUAGCUCAUAAGAGGCCUGCUUCAUUGCCUUGCCCCAUGCUUGCGGAGUGGUGCCCUCAAGCUAUAUAACCAACUGUCUUUCUCAAUUGGAGAGAGAGAGAGAGAGAUGCCUGUAGUCUUUUUGUGGAUUAUGCCUAAUCAUCUUGCAUCCCAUUAUAAAUCCUCUGAUCAGUUCAGGCCAGAAUGUUAAAUGUAAGUGUGUACGAGUAUACACUCAAUUGGAUAACUGACACCAAUUUUUAAGAUCACUUUUUGAAAAUCUGUAUAGUUGAAGCCUGUGCUAAAAGUAUUUAUGGGGAAUGACUUCAUUCAUUCUGGGAAAUUCUAAAUGAGGUUUUGCAGCAAAUUUAAAUUUAUCAUCACUUAUUGGCCCGAGUUGAUAGAUUAACGACCCUGUCAGAAUCUGUGUUUGACACUGACUCCAAAGUGAGCAAUUCCUAAUUUUAAAAUUGUGCUGUUAGACUGGGAAAUUCAAGUAAUGUUUUUUAUAAUGGAUUUUUCAGCAAAUUCAGGUCUCCUAUCUCGUUUACCAAAUUUUAUACACUGGAUAGUCAUAGUUUUUGUAUGUUGUGCUCCAAUUACAACUCCUGGACAGGUGAUUUGCUCUUAUCUUGCUUAUGCUGGCCUUGAAGCGUGUUUGUGUGUGUGCGUCUAUGAAUGUGUGGCCUGGUGAUUUUUUUUUGUUGUUUUCCUUCACCACCCCUCCAUUGACAGGAACUGGAAUUGCACUGAGCCAGCUUUCUAUGGUUUAAGGCUCUCAACAAAAGCUGUCUCCCCAUUUUUAUUAAAACUUACUUGGCUUCCUUUUAGUAGUGCGAUUUCUUUGUACUGUGCAGGGAGAUAGAAGAGCCCUGUUGAGAUCAACUUCUGGAAUUCAAUUGCCUUAAACUGCCUUGGCGAAAGAACCAUUAACUCAGUAACUUAAUGGGACCUUGGAAGAGUCUGAGUAGCAAUUCUACCGUUGCUCUUUCUGGUGGGGUGGAAUGAAAUAAUUUUGGUUUAGAAAUAAUGUUGAAUAAAAGGAACAAACACGUUCAUUUGUCAUCUUAUCCAAGGAAAGAUGCGUACUAUCUUCAGAAAACUAAGAUUGAGUGGAAGUUUCAAGAGCUUUUUCUUAAUUCCAAGUAAUCAAUCUAAGACAUUAACUUGAAUAUACUCUAGGAACCUUCAGACAAUCUACUGCAGUUUGAUUUUUUUAUUUUUGCAUUUGUUCUCAUCAGUUUAGUAUUUCAUUGUUUUGAGAAACAGAUGCCAAAUGAGCACUGUUUUAAACCCAAAAUACAGACCUGUGGGAGGUAAGCUAGCACUGCACUGCGCUCUAAUGUUUUUACAAGUGCUACAGUAGUUUCUGUAAUUUGCUUGUUUAAAUGAAGUUGGGUCAGGUAUUUAUAUAGUUGUGUUUUUUUAAAAAAACUAUCUUCAGAAGAAAUGGACAAGCAACUUUGAUAAACAUGGGGAGUGUGGAAUUGUCGCAAUUUCAGUGAGUAUUUCCUUUUAAAAAUCAACAUUGCGUCAAUAGAAAAAAUGUCAAUCACAGCAAAAAAAAGUGCAAAUAUUAAGUUUAAAGUGCAAUUCAUUGAAGGGAGCUUUCCACCUCGCAUUAAUUAUUACAGACUUCAGAAAGCUAAGUGAAAAUCCUGACUUUGGAGACUUAAGGCAGUGCUUAAUUUGUUGCAGUUAUGGGGACCACGCUUUAUUGAUUGCAGGGUUAGUCAGUUUUAAUAACCUCUGUUUACUGUGUUGUGGAACAAUGACUCAGUUAGAUGCACUACUUGUUACUUUAAAUAAGCUCAAUAAAAUAUUGAACCAG
This is a messenger RNA of Carcharodon carcharias (great white shark), 3349 nucleotides long. It is a transcript of the gene reep6, whose product is annotated as receptor accessory protein 6. The record is from RefSeq and is a predicted model, not a curated record. The transcript is spliced from 5 exons. The coding region runs from base 154 to 708 and encodes 184 amino acids. Lineage: Eukaryota; Metazoa; Chordata; Chondrichthyes; Lamniformes; Lamnidae.